AUGCAAGAGGGCGCCCGUCCAAUCAGAGAGCCCGUCGGGGCUGGGAGCCUUUCGGGCGAGCCCCGGCCCGGCGAGCGCGAGGCUCGCCAGCGGCAGCGCGUGCGCGAGUGUCAGGGCUCGCUCCGAGGGACACGGCUGGCUGGGUGGAAGCGCCCCGCUCGCCGUCUUUGUUCUUUUGCCAACGUGGGGUACCUCUCAGGAAAGCCGUGGGCGGGCAGGCAGGCGGGGACCGGGCGCUUGGCGGGACCGAAGCCCGCUGUGAGCGGGAGUUCAAAACUCGGGGGUGGUAACUGUUUUAACCGCCGUCUUCUGGCGUGCACGUCCUGGGCCUGGGGUCCCACGCUCGGGUUGGCGCUCCGGAGGGGAAGGCGCGUGGCGGGCCCCACGGGCGAUGUUCUUUCUGCCCGGCGGGCCGCGCUCCUCCCGGCUGGCACCGGGCAGACUAAGUUAGUACGGUUCCUGUCGGCCCCUCGGCGGCUUUGGCGAGCAAACCUGGCGCCUGCUGCCCCGGCGACGAGAGAAAGCCGGAUGAUUUCAGAUUUCUCUGAAAGGCCUUCCAAGCCAUGUUUAUAUGUUUAUGGUUCUCAGCACUUGUCGGGUUUCAAGUUAUUUAUUAACAACUUUUCGAGUUCGGAUCGCUUAUCCCAUGUUGUCUCGGGGAAGUGUAAGGGAGAUUGCAACAUUUGUGAAUGGUUAGAAACCAUCUUGGGAGACAACCUAUCUCGACCCAGAGGAAUUAGCAAUGUGUUGAGUAUACACUCUUCCCCCUUGGGUUUCUGGCAGCGGAGUGAAAGCAAACAAUUUAAACUCAAGAGAUUUUCUUUACCAAAGCACCUAAGAGAAGUUGGAGCCAAAAAAGCUCAGAUGCUAGAGCUAAGGACAAAUGUUGGCACCAUAGGGACAUCUACAGUUAAAGGGACAUCAAUGCAGCUAUCUAAAGAACAUUGGCAAGAUCUAAAAUGAGAUUACGUGAAAAAUGGAGAUUUUGCCGGGCGGUGGUGGCGCACGCCUGUAAUCCCAGCA
This is a messenger RNA of Onychomys torridus (southern grasshopper mouse), 1023 nucleotides long. RefSeq lists its product as uncharacterized. The coding region runs from base 1 to 963 and encodes 320 amino acids. Lineage: Eukaryota; Metazoa; Chordata; Mammalia; Rodentia; Cricetidae. The record is from RefSeq and is a predicted model, not a curated record. The transcript has 5 exons.